Molecule: messenger RNA, 1760 nt
Organism: Humulus lupulus (European hop)
Lineage: Eukaryota; Viridiplantae; Streptophyta; Magnoliopsida; Rosales; Cannabaceae
Product: UDP-glycosyltransferase 73C25-like
Exons: 1
Coding region: 63-1535 (490 amino acids)
Molecular function (GO): UDP-glycosyltransferase activity
Source: RefSeq, a predicted model, not a curated record
AAAGAAACACAUCUCGUACUAAGAUUUCCCUUUUAUAAUUUUUUUCUUCUUUUGAAAUUUCAAUGGCUUCCCAAGAUAAACAGCUUCACUUUCUCAUGUUCCCUCUUAUGGCACAAGGCCACAUGAUCCCAAUGGUAGACAUAGCCAGAAUGUUGGCUGAACGUGGUGCCAAGAUCACCAUAGUCACCACACCAGGCAACGCAUCCCGUUUCGAGAGAGUUCUUGCUCGAGCCGUUGAAACCGGGUUAAAUAUUAAUUUAAUCCAACUGAGGUUUCCUUCAAAAGAAGUAGGAUUACCUGAAGAGUGUGAGAAUUUUGACACGAUGCCUUCCUUAGCUUGUGCCUCAAAACUCUUACUCGCAGCCUCUAUGAUGCAACAGCCGGCAGAGAAAAGGUUUGAAGAGCUUAAGCCUAGGCCAAAUUGCAUAAUAUCUGACAUGUGUUUGCCGUGGACAAUCAACAUAGCUCGAAAGUUCAACAUUCCAAGGAUAUCAUUCCUUGGAGUAUGCUGCUUCUGCAUGUUAUGCUUGUACAAUGUGCAUAGUUCCAAGGCUCUUGACCAUAUAAGUUCUGAAACAGAGCGCUUUCUUCUCCCUGAUUUGCCAGACCGGAUUGAGAUUACCAAAGCUCAGCUACCACAUAUUGCAACGAGUUCAGAUCUGAAAGAAUUUCAUGAGCAAAGGAUGAAGGCUGAGAUUGAGUCUUAUGGAGUAAUCAUUAAUAGUUUUGAAGAGUUGGAGCCCGCAUAUGUCCAGGACUACAAGAAGGUGAGGAGCGAUAAAGUUUGGUGUAUUGGCCCAGUUUCCUUAUGCAACAAAGAUGAAUGGGAUAAGGCUGAGAGAGGUAACAAGUCUUCUGUUGAUGAACAUCAGUGUCUCAAGUGGCUUGAUUUGUGGAAACCAACAUCUGUAGCUUAUGUUUGCCUAGGAAGCUUAUGUAAUUUAGUACCUUCACAGUUGAUAGAACUUGGACUAGGCUUGGAAGCAUCAAACAAACCGUUCAUUUGGGUUAUAAGAGGGGGGGCUAGUACUUCAGAAGAAGUAGAUAAAUGGAUCAAAGAAGAUGGGUUUGAAGAAAGGACCAAGGGAAGAGGGUUGGUCAUCCGGGGUUGGGCACCACAAAUACUAAUAUUAUCACACCCUGCUGUUGGGGUGUUCUUAACUCACUGUGGAUGGAAUUCAACUCUUGAAGGAAUAAGUGCUGGGGUCCCCAUGGUUACUUGGCCGCUAUUUGCUGACCAGUUUCUUAAUGAGAAACUGGCUGUGCAAGUUUUGAAUGUAGCAGUAACUCUGGGGUUGGAAGAGCCAAUGAAAUGGGGAGAGGAAGAGAGAGUUGGGGUUAAGGUGAAGAGGGAAACUAUUAAGAGAGCUUUAGAGGAAGUGUUGGAUGAAGGAGAAGAAAGCUUGGAGAGAAGGAAAAGAGCUAGAAAGCUUGGGGAGAUGGCAAAGAGAGCCGUUGAAGAAGGUGGGUCUUCACACCUUAAUAUGACAUUGUUUUUAGAAGACAUCGUGCAAUUAGAAGGCAGUAAUCAGUAGCAAGAGUAAGAAGAGCUAAAAGCAAUGUACUUUCUUGUUUGUUAGGAAAAAUUGCUUUGAAUGUUCCUUGUUGAUUCAAAUGCUCUUCAGCAUUAGGUUGUUUCUUUUAAGUACACGAAUGGGGAUAGAUGGCGGUGCAUAUAGUGUGUUAGAGAAUAAUACAUUUGAGGGAAGAGGAUUACAAUAAAAUAAUUUAUAAUAAUAAUAAUAGGAUUGAGAUUACAU